Molecule: messenger RNA, 4636 nt
Organism: Frankliniella occidentalis (western flower thrips)
Lineage: Eukaryota; Metazoa; Arthropoda; Insecta; Thysanoptera; Thripidae
Gene: jumu
Product: forkhead box protein N4
Exons: 6
Coding region: 558-2126 (522 amino acids)
Biological process (GO): regulation of transcription by RNA polymerase II
Molecular function (GO): DNA-binding transcription factor activity, RNA polymerase II-specific; transcription cis-regulatory region binding
Source: RefSeq, a predicted model, not a curated record
CAGAGAAGUAGAAAUAAAUAUAAUUAAGUCUGGGAGGUUUUGCCGCCGAAGCUGCCGCCAUGUUGCUCGGGACGGUCGUUGUUUCCCGGCGUAUCCCUCCUCGAAUGUUACCACCAAAUCUUUGUUUUUACGACGCAUUUAGCGUGUAGCCGUCUUUUGGCAGGCUUUUUAUUUUGAAACCAUUCACUUUUAAGUCAUUUCUUUCCGAACUAUGCCCUGCAUAUGUCUGUGGACUAUAAAUUGAAGCUUUAUUUACGUUCUUCAACAUGUGCAUCGUUUUCAUUUUAAAAUGGCCUCUACUAGUCCGCUGCUCUCGACCAAUGAGAGAGCAGCGCCAAAGCCACAUGAUUCAAACCGACCAAUAGCAGCCAGGCUAUUUCGAAUUUCAGCUCGUCUUUGUUCGAGCACGAAACCGUCCCGCAGUCCGCUCGGCAAGGAAAGAGAGAGAGAUCGUGCUAUGAGAGAACGUACAAAAUUUAGAAAUACAGUGAAUUUAUGGUGAGAUUGUCGCCGGCUCUGUUUCAGCCCUAUUCUAAACUUAGCGGAACUGCCUAAAGAUGGAUCUCUACUUAGGCCAGGACUCGUUGUCGCUGUCCCUCCAGGACAUGCUGGACUGCGACAUCAAGAGCGAGAUGGACUCUGUGCUCGCGGGCACGGACUUGGGCGCGCACUGCCUCAACCUGCCGCCCCUGGACCUGGACGAGGACUCGCUGGGCGUGGGCGCGCACAUGUGGUUCAGCGCCAACAGCAACUCGUCCAACUCCAACUUCAACCUGGACUUCGUGGGCGGGGACGGGGCUGCCAUGAUGGUCAACCCCAACAGCGUCAUGCCGCUCACGCUGGUGACGACCAUGUCGUCGACGCCGACCCCGCACGCCGCCCGCAGCCCCAGCAGCACGUCGAGCUCCCCGCUGCCGUCGCCCUCGGCGUCCCCGUCGCCGCCCCCGCCCCCGUCGCCGCCAGCCCCCAGCUAUGUGCGCACCGUGUCCAACUUCGCCACGGCGGCCACCCUGGCCCCGCGGGCGCUGUCCAACGGCACCCAGUCACGGGUCGUGUCCAGCGUGCGCAUUGCGCCGGCGUCGUCCACCGUGUCGUCCGCGGCCGUCAACGGCAGCGCCAAGCUGCACAAGCAAGUGCAUCACCUCAGCAACGGGCGCCACCAGGUGCAGGCGAAGAAGUACGCCCACAACAACAACAAGUACUCGGACUCAGACCUCGACAACAAGGCCUACCCCAAGCCAGCCUAUUCGUACUCAUGCCUCAUCGCCAUGGCGCUCAAGAACAGCAAGAGUGGCAGCCUGCCGGUCUCUGAUAUAUACAGCUUUAUGUGCGAACAUUUUCCUUAUUUUAAGACAGCUCCCAAUGGCUGGAAAAAUUCUGUACGGCACAACCUGAGUCUGAAUAAGUGCUUUGAGAAAAUAGAAAAGCCAGCUGGAAAUGGAAGUCAGCGAAAAGGAUGCCUUUGGGCAAUGAAUCCUGCCAAAAUUGCCAAAAUGGACGAUGAAGUUCAAAAGUGGUCGCGCAAAGAUCCUAUGGCUAUCAAAAAAGCCAUGAUAUUCCCAGAAAACUUGGAACUUCUUGAAAGAGGGGAAAUGAAGAUGACAAGUCGUGCUGAUUACAUGCAAACCAAUGGAGAUGACACUGAAACAUCAGAUGAAGAAGUUGAUGAGGAUGUGGAUGAAGAUGAUGGUACUGGUGCUGCUUCCUCUGAGGAUGAUGUUGAUACAGAAAUGGAACUGGACUCUCAGUCUUCAGGGUUUCUCAUCAAUAAUAUGCCUGACUCCUUUGAAGAGUCUAGUCUGACUGACUUUGAUAUUGAAGGCACAGAAGGAAUAUACGAUGAAUUAGAUGUGCAUGAGCCUCUAAAAGUAAGAUUAACGCAGUCUAAAAAUAGACAGAAGAAUACAGUGAUAACCAUGGGUAGUGCUACAAUGCGCAGGACACAAUCUGACCCAGACAGGCAAGAUGGGUAUGACUUUGAUUUUGAUGAAGAGGAGUUUUCUGGGAGAACUAUUCAGGGUAACUAUAUUUACAAAGUUAAUGGCUCAUUCACAACUACAACAACAAGUGGCUCCAGGAGAAAGCAGCCUUUGCUUGUUCGAGCUACUGGUCCCUCAGUCAUCUGAUUCUUUUUGAAGGCAACUUUUGUGUCUUGUAUAGACAGACUACUUGAAUGAGUCGUAUUCAUCGAGUGAUAAUUGAUGUUUUUACUCAUAUUUAACGCAAAAUAAGUUAAGAUUUUAAGAAAUGUUUGUGAUUUUGAUUUUUGGAAGACAAUUGAUGUUUUGUUUUUCUACUUAGACAGCUUUGCUGUCUAAGACUAGAUCAUGCGUUUUGUAUUAUAGUGUAAAAUUUACGACUGUUUCUUGGAGUAGAAAACAAUUAGCAUUUCAUAUUGGUGUUUGACUACAUCACUCAAAUCCAUAUGACUGUGAAGUCCAAGUCAGUUUUACAACAUUGUAGUUUUUAUUUUGGUGAGACUGAGAGGCCCUCUUUUGGAGGGGUAGCCAUGCUAUUUGCAUUAUUUUCUGUCUCAGCCUACUGUGUGUAAAUAUGGGAUGAGUUCAGUGAAUUUAAUUUAUAAGUGGCUUUAUACUUUUCUAUGAUGAAUUUGUAAAGUAAAUUUUUACAUUAACUUCAUUGUUUAAAUAUGAUUUUAGGAUUAUUGAAGCUGUGUUUAAAGAGAAAUGUGAGUGCACCUGCCGAAUGCAAAACAAUUCUAUAUGUGAUAUUUGUGUGUUUGUUCUUGUUUUCUCAUAAUGGCGUAAACAGGUGGAUGCACCUUUACAUGCAUGUGAGUCAAUGUGACUGGUGACCUGUCAUUUUCGAAUUAUUUGGCUGUCUACUCUCUUUGAUGGUUUUAGUAGUUUUAAUCGGUUUUAUUGCUUUUAUUUAGUGCCACAGGACUCAUUUUUCCUGGACAUGAUCUUUGUAGCUGUAACUGCUUCCACAGCUGUCAGUAUUUUAUGACAGCUGUGGUAGCAGUUGUAGUGGGUUUGUCUGGGUAAUAAAUGAUACAAUCUUAUAUGGUCACCACUCACUUUAGCUCAGUGUAAAUGUGCUUGUCAUCUGUUCUUUUAAUCUUAAAAGCCUUUUUAUGUGAUCACAACCCUGUUGGUUAAGCCACACCCUGGAGUUUUGUCUACUUAAAUUAUUGGUGAACAAUGGACUAGAAGUUAAUUCUGUUUAUUUUCACAAGUAGUUUGUUAAGGCAGUUUCAACAUUCUUAAUAUCCAGGUUUCAUUUUUCGCUUAGUUGAUUGUUACCUGUAAUCUGCCACCAGUCCAAUGGAAAAUAUUUUAUUCACCACUGAAAUCAAUUUUUCUAUUGCUUUGUGAUAGUUUUCUUUAUGUAUCUAUCCAUCAAUCAAGUAUUUAAAAUACCAAUCCACUCAUCUCAUUUGUCAACUCUUCUCAAAGUCAGUAAUGGCUCCAUUUUUGUGCUGACAGCAAAUCAGAAAAUAUGUCCUAAUCUGUGUGAAUUUUCCAUGGUAUAAUUUUAACACCCAAAUGGAAAUUCCACUAACGUGAUGUUAAGCAGAAUGCCAUUUCUGCCAAGUAAUUUUAGAUUCAUCAAUAGUACAAAGUUAUCACUGUAUGUACAAACUUAAUUUGUAAGAUAUUAUAUAAAUCUUGACUAGAUAGUCAAACACUUUUAAAAGUUUUGAGAAGUCUGUCAUUUUGUCUUGGUGUUAUCCUGUCCACUGCCUGUGAAAAAUAUUAAUUUUGUUUUCAAUUUUGCAAUUCUGGCACAGUCCUUUCUUUUUCCAUUACAGUUUUGUUUUCUAAUUUUCCACAAUUUUUGUAUUUUCAUGACAUUUUAAGUUUAGUUAAGAAAUUACCCAAUGGAUGAUGCCAAUGAGAAUCAGACCUGAACAGAAAUGAAAGAAAGCUGUUCCGUGGCUCACUUGGUCUGCAGACCUUGUCUUGAUAAAUUUCAUUGAAUGGAGCCUUUCUCAGCCUAUGGACCUUUCUUGUAUCAACAAGACGAUCUCUCUCCCUCUCUCUCCUGUUCUGUUUUCUGUUAAAGGGUCCACUCUAUGAAAACCUGUCGUUUCUGUUUUAUUGAUUCUCAUUUGCAUUGUCGGAGGUAGUUGUACAAGACUGAUGAAGACUGAAUGGCGGAGAGCUUUACCCUGUUGAUUUUUAAAAAAUGGGUGUUCCUCCAGUAAUUUUUUAUUGGGUUGGAUAUUCUUGUCAACAUUUCUGUUAUUCAUUUUAGCCACCGCUUAUAGAAAAUUUUAGUUGAAUACUGUAAUGGCAUGGAACUUCCUAUAAACAGAAAGCUCUAGUUUCUCAUGGGGCUACAUAGUUAAUGUUUGAUACAAAAUAAUUGGUGUCUGAUUGUUUUAUCAAGGCAGUAUUAUCUUGCCUGCCGGAUCUCACUUGUGUUUUGUGUCCUUGUCAGUUAAAUAAUGUGCAGUAAGGAAGUAAAAAUGCUUUCUAUAAAUGUUCGAAAAGUGUACUUGAAAAUGUAGUUUGUUGAUGUUUCGAUUGGAAUCAAUUUAGGUAAUGAGUAAUGAAAUUGCUUGAUUGGGUGUCAUUGACAUGAAUAUUCAUGUUGACAUUUGUCAACUUAAGUCCUAGUCUUUUGUAAAAAGGAAAGUUAAUAGAAAUAAAGAAAAUGUGUUAAUUAA